CGUCUCCUCAGUCUAGUGCACCGGCUGUAAGGCGGCACAUCGACCCGUCUGUCCGACCAGCAACGGGGAGCAGAGAAUAAGGGACAAUCUCUCCGAGCAAAACUCUGCUUCUGCGCUCGCUUCUUAUUGUGAACUUGUCUUCAUCACUACUCUUCACCUCGAACUCCUUCUUCUCCCCUCAAAAUGACUGGUGGCCCUCUGACAGGGCUGCUGGUUGCGCUGUGCGUAAGCAGCGCAGUCCACGCUGUGCCAAAGACGCAGCAGAGGAGACAGACGGGCCAGUAUCAGGUGUAUCCUGAGCUCCGCGACGCAGAGGCUCUCUCUCAAGUCGGGUGUGAGGAAAACGGUCGCUCGUACAGACCGAACGAGCAGUGGGAGAAACCGUACCUCGGCAGUAUACUGGUGUGCACCUGCGAUGGAGCCGCAGGCAUCAAAUGCAAAUCUAAACCCGAAGCGGUGGACUCCUGUUAUGACAAGAACAAUGACCGGACAUACCGGGUCGGUGAAACCUAUGAGAGACCAAAGGACGGCAUGAUGUGGGACUGUACCUGCAUUGGUUCUAGUCGGGGCAAGAUCAGCUGCACCAUCGCAAAUCGUUGCCAUGAAGGUGGCAGCUCUUACAAAAUCGGGGACACCUGGCAGAGGCCUCACGAAUCCGCUGACUACAUGCUGGAGUGUGUGUGUCUGGGAAACGGCAAAGGAGAGUGGACAUGCAAACCUGUGGCUGAGCGUUGCUAUGACAACAGCGCUGCAUCAUCCUAUGUCGUGGGGGAGACCUGGGAGAAACCGUACCAAGGCUGGAUGAUGCUGGACUGCACGUGUCUGGGAGAGGGCAAUGGACGCAUCACAUGCACCUCUAGAAACCGCUGCAACGACCAGGACCCCAAGACGUCGUACCGCAUCGGAGACACCUGGACGAAGACAGACACAAGUGGACAAGCCCUUCAGUGUCUGUGCUUAGGAAACGGCCGUGGAGAGUGGAAGUGUGAAAGACACAACGCAGGCCGAACCACAGGUGCUCUUGUUUUGACCCCCACCCAUGCCGUGCUCCAGAAGCGUGUCGACCCCCCCAUGGAGGGAACCUGCCGCACGGACUCCGGAGCCACCUACUACGAUGGGCAGCACUGGAUCAGAAACCAGGGCAGCCAGCAGAUGCAAUGUACCUGUCUGGGCAACGGCAUCAGCUGUCAGGAACGGGAGACCAGAAACCACGCGUAUGGUGGGAACUCUGCCGGCCAGCCGUGUGAGUUCCCCUUCGUCUACAGGGGGAAGACCUACUACUCCUGCACCUCGGACGGACGCUCAGACGGGCAGCUCUGGUGCUCUACAUCCUCAGACUAUGACAAAGACAAACAAUACUCCUUCUGUACCGAGAAGAAUGUCAUUGUGGCAACACGAGGCGGCAACUCCAACGGCGCCCUGUGCAGCUUCCCCUUCCUCUACAGCGGCCGCAACUACACCGACUGCACGGCUGACGGGCGCCGUGAUGGCAUGAGGUGGUGCGGUACCACCUACGACUACGACGCAGAGCAGCACUUUGGAUUCUGCCCCAUGGCCGCCCACGAGGAGGUUUGUACCACCAACGAUGGAGUGAUGCACCGUGUCGGCGACAAGUGGGACAAACCCCACGACGUCAUGGGUCACAUGAUGGAGUGCACGUGCCUGGGUAGCGGCCGUGGGGAGUGGAGCUGCGUUGCUCACUCACAGCUGCGAGAUCAGUGUAUCGUUGAAGGCCUCAACUAUGAAGUAAACCAGGAGUUCUCCAAACGCCACGACGAGGGCUACACGAUGAACUGCACCUGCUACGGGCAGGGACGUGGACGCUGGAAGUGUGACGCUGUCGAUCAGUGUCAGGAGCCGCAAACCAGGGAGUUCCAUCAGAUCGGAGAGACUUGGGACAAAGUCAUCCAUGGCAUCCAGUACCGCUGUUAUUGCAAUGGCAACGGGAUCGGAGAGUUGAGAUGUGAACCCCAGCAGACUUACCAAGACGGCCACAGACCCGUCCAGGUGAUCAUCACCGAGGCCGGAAAACAGCCAGACUCCCACCCCAUCCAGUGGAACGCCCCUUCAUCUGUUCACAUCACCCAGUACAUCCUCAAAUGGAGAAUUAAAAAUGCACGAGCACCCUGGAGGGAGGUCAACAUCCCCGGCCACCUCAACUCCUACACCAUCGGUGGGCUGCGUCCCGGCAUCACAUACGAGGGUCAGCUGAUCAGCAUCCUGCGCUACGGACGCCGCGAGGUCACGCGCUUCGAUUUCACUACUACCCACGGCUCCUUGGAGACGUCUGAGGGAGAGACGACGCAGCUUCCUGCAGAGGUGGACACCUCGGAGUCAGUGACGGAGAUCACCUCAAACAGCUUUGUCGUGUCCUGGACGUCGGCCUCUUCUACCAUCUCUGGCUUCAGGGUGGAGUAUGAGCUCAGCGAAGACGGGGCGAAGCCGAAAGUCCUGGAUGUUCCCCGCUCGGCCAACUCUAUCACCAUCCCUGAUCUGCUGCCAGGACGCAGGUACAACAUCAACGUCUUCGAGCUCCCACAUCAGGGUCAGCCGAACCUCAUCCUGACCACGUCUCAGACCACAGCUCCGGACGCACCUGCCCAGCAUGCUGUGGAUGAGGUGGCCGAGAGCUCCAUCCGAAUCAGCUGGUCCAAACCUCAGGCUCCAAUCACUGGUUACCGUGUGGUGUACACGCCGUCGGUGGAAGGCAGCAGCACGGAGCUGAACCUGCCGGACUCAGAGACUUCAGUGACCCUGGUUGACCUUCGCCCCGGCCUGCUGUACAACAUCAGCAUCUACGCCGUGGAGGAGAAUCAGGAGAGCGAGCCUGUGUUCGUACAGGUCAACACCAUUGGAUCUCCUCUGCCUGAGGAGGUCCCGGCGCCCACAGACCUGCAGUUCUACCAGAUUUCAGACGUGAAGAUCACCAUAACCUGGACCGGUCCACCCAGCGAGGUGUCUGGUUACAGGGUGAUCUUCUCCCCCGUUGGCCCUGAUGGCACCGACACGAGGCCCCUUCAGCUGCCCAUCUCCCCCAACGCAUAUGCUGACAUCACCCACCUGCAGCCAGGCAAACUCUACCGCUUCUACAUCUACGCCAUCAGUGGCGGAGUAGAAAGCGAGCCACUCGUUGGACAAACCUCUACCAAACCUGAUUCUCCCACCAAUGUUCACUUCACUGACAUCGGGACUGACAAUGCGAUUGUCACCUGGGAGGCGCCUCGUGCCAUCGUGACCGGCUACCGUCUCUUCCUGACCAUCGAGGGCUCCACCCCCAUCGAGAAGAGGAUCCCGGGCCGGGUCACUCAAUUCCCGCUGAAGAAUCUGCGGCCAGACACCCAGUACACUGCCCUUCUGCACUCUGAGCUGGACAACCAGCUCAGUGAGGCCGUCACUACGUACUUUACUACCGCCCCCGAGAUAGGAAAUGCUCCACCUUUUAGCACAGAGGUCACUGACGCCUCUAUCAUCAUCACCUGGAUACCUCUCCCCAGGUUCAGCUACAAGCUGUCGGUGCUGCCCAGCCAGGAAGGCGAGUCUCCCAGAGAAGAGACCUCUGACUCUGGACGUAUUUUUAUCCCGGAUUUGAUUUCUGGAAAUCAGUACACCUACAGUGUUCAGCCCAUCUUCAACGGACGCAACCGUGGACGCCCAAUCAACCGCAACGUUGUCACUUCCUUGUCUCCUCCCACUGACCUCAGAGUGGAGUCCAACCCGAACACAGGAGCUCUCACUGUCCACUGGGUCGCCUCCAAAACACCAGGCCUCACAGGCUACAGGGUGACGAGCACGCCGACCAACGGCCAGCGAGGAAACUCCCUGGAGGAGUUGGCCCGAGCCGAUCAGACCUCGUUCAUCCUAGAGAACUUUGAUCUGGGGGUGGAGUACAACAUCAGCGUCUUCACCACAAAGGGCCAUUUGGAAAGUGUGCCCGUGUCCACUAUUGUCACCCCAGAAAUCCCCACACCGAGUCACAUUGACUUUAUCGACAUUACUGACACCACCAUUGGCCUGCGCUGGAUCCCGCCCAACUAUACUGCCAUUACUGGCUACCGGAUAAUGGUAGUGACAUCAGGCGAGAGCUUGCCAAUUUUUCAAGAUAUGGUGGAAGCAUCUGCUGGUUAUUACACGAUUCGCGGGUUGGAGCCCGGCGUGGAAUAUGACAUCAGUAUCGUCACUGUUACGGAGGAGGGGGAAAGCGAGCCGACCACACACACAAAGCAAACACAAGCUGCCAUUCCCGCUCCCACCAACCUGCAGUUUGGAGGAGUGGGUCCUGAUCACAUCAGGGUGACCUGGACCGUCCCACAUGUGGCCACACCGAGCGACAUCUCUCGGUUUGUCAUCCGUUACCACCCUGUGGCCACAGAUGAUGACAUUAAGGAGGUGAAUGUGGGCGGAGCCACCAACACCUUCCUGCUGCAGAACCUGCUGCCCAACACAGAUUACCGCAUCAGUGUGGUGUGUGUGUACGGUGAACGAGAGAGUCAACCAGCCACAGGAACUCAGAGGACAACUCUGGACUCCCCCACUGGCUUGGACUUCUCUGGAAUCCAGACCAACUCCUUCACCGUUCACUGGCUCGCUCCAACCGCCGCCAUCACCGGCUACCGCAUCCGCUAUCAGCAGACGAGCGGCGGGCGGACCAAGGACGAGAGGCUGCCCCCGACCAGGAACCGCUUCACCCUGACUGGACUGACCCCAGAGACGGAGUACCUGAUAUAUGUGUAUGCUGUCAACAACAAUCAGGAGAGUCAGCCUCUAACUGGCACACAGGCCACCAUCUCUGAUGCUCCCACUGAUCUGACGGUAACAUCGUCCACCCCCUCCAGCAUCACCAUCCGCUGGGACGCCCCCUCUGUCGCAGUGAGGAACUACCGGAUCACCUACGGAGGGACAAGUGGCGAGACUCCUCAAGAAUUCAUCAUCCCCGGCACGCAGACCACCGCCACCAUCACCGGUCUCACCCCUGGUUCCGAUUACACCAUCACAGUCUACGCUGUGAGUGGACGAGGGGACAGCCCUACCUCCAACACGCCGGUCUACAUCACACACAAGACGGAUAUUGAGACUCCCACUGACAUGAAAGUAAGCGAUGUGAGCGACAACGCCAUCACAGUGCGCUGGUCUCCUGCUCAGGGGCCAAUCAGAGGCUACAGGGUCACCAGUGUGCCAAAGAACGGGCUGGGACCCUCCUACUCUGAAGUGUUGGCUCCUGAUCAGACACAGAUAACAUUCACAGGUCUGAUGCCCACUGCGGAGUACGUUGUUAGUGUGUACGCCCUGGGCAACGAUGGACAGCCCUCUUCCCCUGCAGUGGACAACACCAUCACCGCUAUGGAUCGUCCCAAGGACCUGACCUUCUCCGACAUCGACUCCACCUCCAUGCGCAUCACUUGGGAAAGCCCCGACGGCACAGUGACAUCAUACCGCGUCGUGUACUCCAGCUCAGAGGAGGGCGACAGGGAGCUGCGUCCUGCACCCAGAGGUGACCAGGACACUGUGCUGCUGAGAGGCCUCCGCCCCGGGACCGAGUACACGGUGAAAGUCUUCGCCCUCCAUGGCCGCACACCCAGCACGCCCUUAGUGGGAACUCAGGCCACAGUGAUCCCUGCUCCGACCAACCUGGUGAUCACAGGGGUCAACCCCUCUACCUUCACUGUGUCGUGGCAAGCCCCCACUGCUCGCCUGACAGGCUACCGUGUGGUCAUCAUCCCCAAGAACAUCAACAGCCCCACCAAAGAGCUGAAUGUCGCUCCAGACACCACGCGUGUCCUCGUACCCGGGCUCAUGGUGGCAACCACGUACCAGAUACAGGUCUACGCUCUGAAGAACUCUGUUUCCAGCAGACCACUGGAGGGAGAGACCACCACACUGGAAGAAGUGAGUCCUCCUCGCCGCGUGCGUAUCACUGAUGUGAAGGACUCUUCCUUCACCCUGAACUGGCGCACCAAGAUUGAAACCAUCAGUGGUUUCCUGAUCGAUGCCACGCCCAUCGGUGACUCGCGCCCAACCAUCAGCAGGACCAUCCCAGGAGAGACGCGCACCUACACGCUCACAGGUCUGCAGCCUGGCACCAUGUACACUGUAGAUCUGUACACUCUGAAUGGCAACACAAGGAGUGCUCCGCUUACACUCACGAUUCAAACAGCUCAACCUGUGGUCCAGGCUCCCACCAACGUUCAGUUCACAUCUUUGACCCCCACCUCCAUCUCCUUCACCUGGCAGCCUCCUGCCACGCACAUCACAGGAUACUACAUCACCUACGAGGAGUCAGGCAGAGCGCCACGAGAGCUGCUCCCUCAACCCCACGCCGGUCAGAACUACGCCACCGUCUCUGGCCUGAGACCAGCCACAGAGUACAUCAUCAAGAUCAUUGCCAUCCAGAACACACAGAGGAGCACGCCUCUGGUGGGCAGAAUCAGGACUCAACCAGACUCCCUGCUUACCCUGCCUCUGCCCAACAUCCCUAGAGGUGACGACAAGCUGGAUGUGCCAGAAACUCACUCGGGCAAUAGAGUCAAUGUAGUGGGCCCCAAUGGCCAUGAUGGGCCUGGUGAUCACAACCAGCGUGUGGAGUACACAGAGUAUAACAACAAUGGAGACAACAGUUUUAUUGGGAACAGUGGCCAACCACAGUUUCCCAAUGGGCAAGUGCGUGAGCCCCUGGUCUUUGUGCCCAUCCCUGAUGCAGAGGGCCGCAGGUUGCCCAUACUGAAGCUGAACGUGCCCGUCGGCGCCACGUUUGGUAACGAGACGGGGGUGCCACAGGAGGCCCAAACUCAGACCACCAUCUCCUGGAAGCCUUACAGCCAGAGCGACGCCUACCUGGUGUCCUGCCAUCCUCUCACACACUUAAAUGAGAAGAUGUUCACGGUCCGUCUGCCAGACACAGCCACCACUGCCACCCUGAUAGGACUCACCCCUGGAGCCAACUACAAGGUGCUCGUGGAGGCUCUGAUGGGGGCGCUCAAACACAAGAUUCUGGAGCAGGUUGUCACUGCUGGAAACAUAAUCCCAGAAGGAGUAACCUCUACUGGGGACUCGUGUUACGAUGCCUUUACUGCAACCCACCAUGAUGUUGGCGGCGAGUGGGAGCGGAUGUCUGAGACCGGCUUCAAGCUGUGGUGCACGUGCCUGGGUCUGGGAAGUGGCCACUUCAGAUGUGAUUCAUCCAAGUGGUGCCAUGACAACGGCGUCAACCAUCGCAUUGGAGAGAAGUGGGACCGCCGCGCAGAGAACGGUCACCUGAUGAGCUGCACUUGUUUGGGAAACGGCAAAGGAGAGUUCAAGUGUGAACCACAUGAAUCCACGUGCUACGAUGACGGGAAAACGUACCAGGUGGGCAACCAGUGGCAGAAGGAGUACCUGGGCGCCAUCUGUUCCUGCACAUGCUUUGGAGGUCAACAGGGCUGGAGAUGUGAGAACUGCCGCAGACCAGGUGCUGAUGUUGAUUUCAGCCUGCUGCAGCCUGUGAGAUAUGGAGACAACAACCUGCACAAAGUGAAUAUUCAUUGCCCCAUCGAGUGCCUCCGACCCGAGCUGCUGGCAGACGCACACGCUCCUCCAAAUCCCCGGGAAUAAAAGGAUCAGUCGUCCAACAUCUGCUUUGCUCCCUCACCGUCCAUUCGCUGCACUGUCUCACCCUGUAGAAGCCACGCUGUCUGCGACUGAACCGAACCAACUGCCUGAUCACUUUCUGACACGUUUAGCCAAAGAUGUUACAACACCUCGCUGCCUGAUCGAAUCAUUAUCUUUUAUCAUCAUUACCAAAGUCUCUAAAUUCAUGCUCUGCUGGAAAAUUAAGAUUCUUGACAGACAAUAUUCCUUCCAGGGAAGUAAUUUCGGGCUUGUCAGCAGUUCUAUUUAUAUUCUUGUCAAACUGACAUUGGUUUCCCGUUUAAAAGUUCAGAAACAUUCGCUCAUCGAAAGAGCAGGAACUGUCAGAAAGUAAGCACUGUUAAAGAAUGUCGAUGUAGUGUUGUCUAUGAAAAUGUGCUUCUCUUUUCCUGUAGCCCCUCUUCUGUCCCCUAGGGGUCGCACUGUGUGUGAUUGACACUUUCUUAAACCCUGAAUAUCUUUGUACUAAUUUAUCCCUUUAAUCUCAACGUGUGAAUGUGUGAACUGGGAUGUGAGAAGUUGAACUGUUCUAUUUUUGUACUUUGUUGUAAGUGCCAAAGUUGUUUCUAUCUUUGACAGAAAGGUCCCUUGUUUUAAUAAAGCUGGAGAAAUCCUGAAACCUAA
This is a messenger RNA of Hippoglossus stenolepis (Pacific halibut), 8244 nucleotides long. RefSeq names its product fibronectin 1b (gene fn1b). Bases 184 to 7584 code for a protein of 2466 amino acids. NCBI's taxonomy places the organism in Eukaryota, Metazoa, Chordata, Actinopteri, Pleuronectiformes, Pleuronectidae. Gene Ontology annotation, molecular function: proteoglycan binding; integrin binding. Gene Ontology annotation, cellular component: extracellular region. The record is from RefSeq and is a predicted model, not a curated record. Gene Ontology annotation, biological process: heart development; cell-substrate junction assembly; nervous system development. The transcript is spliced from 46 exons.